Messenger RNA from Argentina anserina (silverweed cinquefoil), 853 nucleotides. RefSeq lists its product as uncharacterized. Gene Ontology annotation, biological process: mitochondrial respirasome assembly. Lineage: Eukaryota; Viridiplantae; Streptophyta; Magnoliopsida; Rosales; Rosaceae. Bases 162 to 545 code for a protein of 127 amino acids. The transcript has 4 exons. The record is from RefSeq and is a predicted model, not a curated record.
CACUCCGAUCACGCUCACGCUCACAUUCUCUCUCCUCCUCUCUCUCUCUCUCCGCCCCAAUCCAAAACCCUAACCAGCUCCGAUCGUCUCCCCCGAUUCCCCGGCGGUCAAAUAGUCCGCGGAAUUCCGUGAAGGUAUUAGGUCGGGAUAAAGAGGAAGCUAUGAAAGAAGCAAAGGCCAACGGUCAGUACCAGCAGCACCAGAACGGCGGCGGUCACUUGUCUCCGUUCAAGUUCGCCAAGUUGUUCGAUCCAGAAGCUUCCUGGGACAAGGAUCAAUUGGGAGAUGUGUUGCAUUGGAUUCGACAAGGGAUGGCUCUUAUGUGUGGGCUAUUAUGGGGUGCCGUGCCAUUGGUUGGAGGCAUUUGGUUUGUCCUUUUUCUUGCGUUAUCCACUGGCAUUAUAUAUGGCUACUAUGCGAUGAUACUGAAGGUUGAUGAAGAAGAAUUUGGCGGUCAUGGAGCACUCCUUCAAGAGGGACUUUUUGCAUCCACAACUCUUUUUCUGCUUGCAUGGGUUAUAAUAUACAGCUUGGGACACUUCUGAUUGGCCAUCCAUUCAAUUUCGCUAGGAUUUGGUUGCAUGAAGAGAGCGAUAGCCAUGGAUACAAUGAGAUAGUUUCUUAUGAAGUCAUUACUGUUUGCUCAUUUCUUUAUGAUUAAGCAACAUUACGAAUAUGAGCAUGGACAUGCUAGCAUCCAACUAUGGUGAAUAGAUGUUUCAGUCAAUUUUCUUCAUAAACAUCCCCACAUUGUAGCAAUGUAUGACCUGCAAAAAACUGAUGAGAAUCAAAAUUGUUUUAGUAAUCAUUAAUAAAAUUGCCUGUAGUCAAAUUCACAUAGGCUUUAGCUGCA